Effrenium voratum is the source of this 582-nucleotide messenger RNA. The record is from the annotation of a GenBank genome assembly. Lineage: Eukaryota; Dinophyceae; Suessiales; Symbiodiniaceae.
UCCUGAGCGAGUUUAUUUUGUGUGGGACCCGCCCUGAUGGCUUGAUGGCAAUGAUCCGUCUUUAUGGCAGAGCUGAAGGCGUUGGUGGAUGAGAUCAAUGCUGCUCUCAAGUCCGGCUCAAAGGAGGUCAACGACUUCGCGGUCCAGGAUGCGCGGACGCUGUUCGAAGCCAUCGACGUGGACGAAGCUGGGGCCUUGCGUUCGAAGGAGAUCAUCGAUGACUUGAAGCAGCUGGAUCUGAGUGCCGCGGAGCUGGUGCCCAAGUUGGUGUCAUCUAUCGAGCCCAACGCCGACGGGCUCAUCGAAAUGGCCGCCUUUGUCGCGGCCUUGGACCCCAAGAAGUACUCAGCCUCCGCCGCCGCAGCCUCCUCCGCUUCGCCUUCCCUGGCCAAGCAUCCACGCAAGGAGGAGAUGCGUGCCGUGGUGGUGGCCAUCAACAGCAAGCUGAAGCAAGGCGUCAAGCUGUCAGGCGUGAAGGUCAGCAAUGCCAAAAGUUUCUUCAACGCCAUGGACGUGGACAAGACGAAGUCCCUGACCUCUGCGGAGAUCUCCAAAGGUCUUCAGCGCCUGGGAUGCCCGGUG